This is a messenger RNA of Sander lucioperca (pikeperch), 1594 nucleotides long. RefSeq names its product zinc finger protein 501-like. Gene Ontology annotation, biological process: regulation of transcription by RNA polymerase II. The record is from RefSeq and is a predicted model, not a curated record. The transcript is spliced from 3 exons. The coding region runs from base 161 to 1531 and encodes 456 amino acids. Gene Ontology annotation, molecular function: RNA polymerase II cis-regulatory region sequence-specific DNA binding; DNA-binding transcription factor activity, RNA polymerase II-specific. NCBI's taxonomy places the organism in Eukaryota, Metazoa, Chordata, Actinopteri, Perciformes, Percidae.
AUGGACAGAGGAAGAAGAAGAAGAAAAAGAAGACGACGACGACGACGACGACAGUUUAUAAUUUACGGAGCUAAACACCGGAGUAGUCAGCGGAGAGAAGCCGUUAGUUGGAUCCAAAUAACGACAGAAAACCCCCGAGGAGUUAUUCUGUUAACCAGAGAUGGACCGACACCGGAAACAGCUGGAAACGAAGCUGCGAGGAGAAGCUUUACCUUCGGAUGUCCAGAAAGUGAUUGUUGGUGAAGAACAUCAGCAGGAGUGGAGCUCCAGUCUGGACCAGGAGGACACAAAGCCCCCAGACAUUAAAGAGGAACAGGAGGACCUCCGGAUCAGUCAGGACGGAGAGCAGCUUCAAGGGCUGGAGGAGGCUGAUAUCACCAAGUUCCCAGUCAGUGUCCCUGUGAAGAGUGAGGAUGAUGAAGAGAAACCUCAGUUCACACAGCUUCAUCAAAGACAAACUGAACAGAUGAAAACAGAAGCUGAUGGUGAGGACUGUGGUGGACCAGAACCAGCCAGGACCUCAGAUUCAGAUAAUUAUUUACAACCAGAUACUGAUGACCAGACUGGAGAGUCGUCUGAAGCUGAGACUGAUGACAGUGCUGAUUGGGAGGAGACCAGAGAACCUCAGUCAGGUUUAAAGUCUCUGAAUAAUGAUGCAGACCCCGUCAGUGAUUCAAGGUGUAGUGCUGGUGAGAAAGAGUGUGGAGAAAGAUUUGGCACCAGUGGACCUCUGAAGAGACACUUGAAAACGCAAGCAGGAAGAAAACCAUUUAGCUGCUCAUUCUGUAAGAAAGCUUUUAGACAGAGUGAAGAUUUACAUAGACACAUGAGAAUCCACACAGGGGAGAAACCAUUUAGCUGCUCCGUCUGUAAGAAAGCCUUUGCAGUGAAUGGAAGUUUACAUAGACACAUGAGAACCCACACAGGAGAGAAAGCAUUCAGCUGCUCCAUUUGCAAGAAAGCUUUUACACGGCGUGGAGGUUUACAGACACACAUGAGAAUCCACACAGGAGAGAAAGCAUUCAGCUGCUCCGUCUGUAAGAAAGCUUUUACAGAGAGUGGAAGUUUGCGUAGACACAUGAGAAUCCACACAGGAGAGAGACCAUUUAGCUGCUCCGUCUGUAAGAAAGCUUUUGCAGUGAGUGGGCAUUUACAGAAACACAUGAGAAUCCACACAGGAGAGAGACCAUUUAGCUGCUCAGUCUGUAAGAAAGCUUUUACCGAGAGUGGAAGUUUACAGACACACAUGAGAAUCCACACAGGAGAGAAACCAUUCAGCUGCUCAAUAUGUGAGAAAGCUUUUACAGUGGGUGGACAUUUACAGAGACACAUGAGAAUUCAUUCAGGAGAGAAACCAUUUAGCUGCUCGGUCUGUAAAAAAGCUUUUAGAGUGAGUGGACAUGUAAAGGCACACAUGAUAACCCACAUAAGAGAGAAACAACGUAGCGGUGUGAAGUGGAGCGCCACUCUGGAAGGAGAGCAGAAAACCUCAGUCAGGUUUAAACACUCUGAAAAUUCAGAAAUUCUCUAAAGGUGAUAUGAGAUGUUAUAAUACGUGGCUCCUUAAAGGAGAACUCGGGCAAUUUUUACGUUA